This is a messenger RNA of Corticium candelabrum, 2818 nucleotides long. RefSeq names its product probable E3 ubiquitin-protein ligase IRF2BPL. The record is from RefSeq and is a predicted model, not a curated record. Lineage: Eukaryota; Metazoa; Porifera; Homoscleromorpha; Homosclerophorida; Plakinidae. The coding region runs from base 1064 to 2578 and encodes 504 amino acids. Gene Ontology annotation, cellular component: nucleus. Gene Ontology annotation, molecular function: transcription corepressor activity. The transcript has a single exon. Gene Ontology annotation, biological process: regulation of transcription by RNA polymerase II.
UUAGCUGCUUUUCAAGAAUCUGCAUGGUGUCCGACGCUAUCGAAAUACAAGCCCUAACGUCGCAUUAACCUAGCCACACCCCGCGUGACGCUCUUGGGCUUAACUCCACCCUUUCACUAAUUAGAAACUGCAACAGGAGAUGCGUAGUGUUUGGACGACCAAGCGGGUGUAGAAUUAGUAGAUGCCGCGCGUAAUUUCAUUACACCGACGUUGUUUGAGAUGUGAAAGUCGUUGGCAAUACGUAGAGACGACCACACUAUCUGUAGUGGUAGUAGACGGCAUUUACCGUAACAAGCCGUUGAUAAAUAUUACUGUACUGUUUAUUAUGUUGUUUGUAUGGAAAACGAAACCCCUGCUACACUGUAGGUCUUGAAUUAUGCCCCACUUUGCUGAAUGAAAUGCAAGUAAACAAAGCGAUGUCUGCACAGCAAUGUAGACAAAGGAAGCCAAAGUUGACUUCUCUGUUUACGUGUGUUGAAGACCGGACUGAAGACUGAAUUGCAUCUGAAUCCGCAUGACAGUGAGUCAAACGAUUUCCAUAUCCAAAUGUAUAGUUUGCGCUUAAUUAAUUUCGGGGAGUUGCAGAGAAAUAGAAUGCAAAUAUGCGAAUACACGUGUUGAUAGAUAUCUCAGGGAAAUGUUCUUUGGAAUUGUGAAACUCACCCCUCGCUUUAAGUUUCCACAGCUUUUGUUUGUACUAGGAAAGUCUUAAAUUUCCUUACCUUGGGCGUUUCUUCUUUUGGCUGCUGAAUAAACAACUCGACUAGUGUUUUGUGACGAGGAGACAUAUCUGGUUAUCUCGUCUGUUCUUGCGGCUUGGCAAUUGGACAAUAGCAGGCGACAGGGAGUGGAAAGCGAAUCUUUUCAUUACGAGAUGACUUAGUAGAUUAGUCUCCCGCAUUAGAUUAUGCACAUUAGGAGAUGCUAAUUGCGUAGUAGCGUUAGCGCUGCAAUGUAAAUAUUUUAGAUCUGUUGUCUGCACCGCCCACUCAAAAGACUAUACCUUUCUGCCGCUUGGUUGUCCACGCUAGUCUAGCGUCUGUUGACUCACCGAUCAGAUCUCAUGGCAACUCGUCUCGGUCGUCAAAAGUGUUACUUAUGUGAUCUACCUCACAGCCCUUGGGCUGUUCUUACAGACUUUUCCGAAGUGGUUUGUCGGGGCUGUUGUAACUACGAGGGAGCAGACAGAGUGGAAGAGGUGAUUCAAGCUGCUAGGACGAUGCGUCGAGCUCAUGCUCACGAAACCUUCAAGAUGACAGCUAACGGAACAACUAGUGACACAGCCAGUGAUGCCAGUAUGCAAGUGCCAGUGACUCGGUCAUCAAUACCAGUAGACUAUAGACAUGAAACUGUAGUUCUACCCAAUAGUGCUCACGCAGUCAUGGACAGGGGUCAUCCAAAUCUGUACAGCAAACGCAUGGCGGCAUCUUCUCACAAUCAGGAAGGAACUCUUGAUGGACUGCCAUCACCAUCUGCUGCUGCUGCAGGCUCCCAUGUAUAUAACUGUUCUCUAGUUCGAUCUCCACACUCACUUGUGCGGGACACGUUGGCUAUUCUUAACAAAUGCGUACCAUUUAACGUUCGAUUCACCAAAGAUCGAUAUCUGUUGGGUCGAAUAUUUGCAUUUGAUGCCAUUGUACGAGGCAAUGGCGAGUAUGAAAUAAAGGCAUACGUUGAGUAUCCACCAGGAUCUAACAACGUUUAUCAAAGUGCUUCUGGAGCUAGCAAACAAAUGUAUACAGAAUACCGUGAGAGAAUGGGCGUAUCUAGUCCAAGACAGGGAGCUGCCUCCAAUGGAUAUAAAGACUUAGAAUUUGAAAGAGUGCCAGGUGACUGGCGCUUGCUGGGAACUCUGCUGACGGAGGCUGCAAGAUACUUCCGUGCACCUAUAAACCCUGAACUUUUACCGGUACCCUAUCUUGAUCCCGCUUGUCCUUCCAUUCCAAGUCCCUUUGGAAGAGGCAGCAGUGUUGGAAUUGGACGUAAAAGGAGUGAAGACAUGGCAGUAGGAGAAGCACCUGAAAGCAAGAUGGCUAGAGCAAAUGAGGGGCGAUCUAGUGCUGGUUCUGGUCAAGAUAUAUCAUCAAGCCAGGGAGUAAAUAUUGGUCACAGAUCUCCAAGUGCAACUGACAUUGCUAAGAACACACCCAGUUCUAAUCUUAGUCGGGAACAAUCUCCAAAUUCAGUCAGAGAGAUAGGUAACCAGACUUCAUCAUCUCCAACAAAUAUUCCUAAUCUCGUACCAGCUUGCUAUUCUUCAAGGAUGCCGGUUCAUCAUUCCAACAAAGCCUUUUCUCCAUCAGCUUCUACGCCAGCUGCACCACUGCAGUGUCUUCUGUGUCUAUGUCCUCUGCAGGACACUCGAUUUGUACAGUGUCCAUCCGUUAGUCAACAUAAAUUUUGCUUUGCUUGCUCCCGGGAGGCAAUAAUCAACGCUCAACGUGAUGGUACUGAUGUGUUCUGUCCUAGCGGUCACAGGUGCCCAGUAGUGGGCAGUACUAUGCCCUGGGCAUUCAUGCAAGCUGAGAUUGAAACCAUUGUGACAACUGGUAUAGGAAAUUUGAAGAAAGAAACGUGAUGCCGCUCUCUAACUGGAUUUUUUAGUUAGAGCCUUUGAUUUGGUAGUAACAUAACAGCAUAAACAUACUGUUUUAUAACUCCUGAAACGUAUCAGGAGCUGCAGUUUUGUGUUGUGUUGUCAUUCGCGGCAUUGUAUGUUAGUAUAUAUAUAUAUGCGCAUUUCGGUUGCCACUUCCCUAUACUAUGUUUCUUUUAUGCAAACACAUUAGUCAAAUUAAUUCUGGAAGAUGAAAGAUGA